Molecule: messenger RNA, 1762 nt
Organism: Prorocentrum cordatum
Lineage: Eukaryota; Dinophyceae; Prorocentrales; Prorocentraceae
Source: the annotation of a GenBank genome assembly
AGAAGUCGGAGGCCCUGCCCGAUCGUCGACCGCCAGAGGACAGCGCGGUCGGCACGGGGCCGCAGCCGGUCAAGCUCCCCGUCGGCGGCGGCUACCCGGAAGCGCCCGCGGCCUCGACCGCGGCGCCCGCGUGGCUGGAGCCGCGCGGCGCCUCGGGCCGGCAGGGCGGCGUGCAGGCAGCGCGGUCCUGGAACAGCGAGCCCGCUCGUGCGCCCGCGUCGAAGGUCAAGUCGGCCCUGCAGCCACCGCAGGUGAGUCCGCUGUUUCCUCGGCAGCCAGCCGCGAUGCGUGGGCCCGGGCUGGCAGGUGCGGCGGCGGUAGGCGCUGUGGCCGAGUGCGCGAGGGAGGAGCAGGAGCAGAUGUGGCUGGGCCCGACCAAACACCGCCACGGCCGCGCCGAGCAUGGCCUCCCAAGUCGCGGCUGGCUGGAGAGGUCGGCCACCGGGAGUGAGCCUGCAGUCGCCCGCCGCGGUGCUAUCGAAGGCCCGGGCAUCAUUGCUCGGCACGGCCAGGCCUGUCGACGCGGAGCCGCAGACGUCCGCCAGCGGGAGCUGCCAGUUCCCGUCCCCGGGUUCGGCCUCGACGCCGGCAUGGGAGAGCAACGCGGAGGACUGUCGCGAGGACGUGGCCGAAGGCAGAAGCCCUGGCAGCAGCCGCCCCGCGCUUGCGGAGGAGGGCCCACAUCCUGGCUACAGCACGCGCGACAAGGCGAAGCUCGAGAACCUCAUCCGGCUGCACAUCCACAACGUCAGCGCCAGCACCGCGCCAGUCGCAGAGGCGGUGCCGACCCCGCAGGGCCUCGUGGCCGGCAGGCUGUCGCAGCCGCGGGAGGGCCUGCCGCCGCCGACGGGCCCUCCGCCGGGCCUCGCGCCGGGCUUCUCGUUCGGCUCCAUCGGGCACCCGACCUCCUGCGCUGGGCCGUGCAAGUACCUGUCCGCCAAGUCUCGGGGGUGCAAGGACGGCCAGGACUGCGACAGGUGCCACCUCUGCGUGUGGCCGCGCGACGGCCGGCGCAAGCAGACCUCGCAGGACGCGCCCGCGGACGUGCGCGCGGACGGAGCCUCCAAGCCGCGCGACGGCGGGCGGCGGCAGCAGCCAGGGAGCGCGGAGGGAGCCCCAGGGCUGGACGCCCCAGCCUGCGGAGAGCGAGUGCGGGCGGCGCGGGCCUUCGCGAGCGAGCCCCCGCUUGCGCCCGCGCCCGGGGCCCCGUCGGCCCUGCAGCUGGUGGGCCCAGCAGCGUGCGCGCAGCCGGCCGCCAGCCGCGGGCCGAAGGCUCCGGCGGGCGCGGCGGCGCGGGGCGACAGGGCCGAGUGGACGAGGGAUGAGCUGGAGAAGAUGUCUGUGGGGUCGGCCAAUCACCCCCACGGCUGCGCCGGGGCGUGCAAGUACUUCCGCAAGCCCCGCGGCUGCAAGGACGGGGCGGCUUGCAACCGCUGCCACGCGUGCGAGUGGCACGCGCCUCCCAGGCGCGGGGCGCAGGCGACCGCGGCCGCCACCAAGGACGCGGUAGAGGAGGCCUUGUUGGACGCGCAGCCGUAGUUCUCAAGGCAUGGGUGGAGGCUGCAGGCUGGAGGCGCAGCGUAGUUCUCAAGGCGUGGGCCGUGCGCGAGGGUCGCGCUCGAGGCCAUCGUUCCACUGGCUCGGAGGAGUCGGCGGCCAUACCCAGACCCCCCUUUACGUCGUGAAAAGAGCACGACGGACGGCUUUGUAUAUUCUCUGCCUCUGGGGCCCUCGCCAGGCCUUGGGAGCGCCCAAAAACGAC